CAGAUGAUGAGAAGGCUGCCGAGCGCGUUGUACUCCAACGUGCGUUUGUUCUUCCCCGUCUGCACCACAAAGUGCCCAAAGCACCGAUCAGAUCCGAUCCGAGUCACGCCAAACUGAGCCCAGCCGUGCGUCUGCUGCCGCCCCCCCACGCCAUCUCCGACCACCACCACAACCACCUACAAUACCGUUCUGUGGCGAUGGAGCAAUCUCAGUGUGCGUAAACUGAACCAAGGGUGCGAAAGAGCAACGGAUACGAAUAGAGCGACCGUGGAGGAGAAGCGCAUGGAGGCUGGAGUCUAGACAAAUCAUCGCAAACCACUUGUCCGGAGUACGUUUUUCGCCCCGUUUUUGAACUCUUUCAGCUGUAUUAGAAGAGGAUUUCCCCCCUUUUUGCGCUUUUGUCUGAUCAUCUUGGUGUCGGCUUAUCUGUCGCUGAGGAUGGAGCGGAAGGAGGCGAGCUUUUAUUUGGGAUGCUGCUGGAGACUAAUGCUGCUGUCUUGCGUCCUGGUUCUGCACUUGGUCCCACUGUCUGUCAACGGAAAUGAUGUUGGGGUCAAUGCCACUGAGCCAGAGAACAUAGCCAAUGUUUCCUCCCUGGUUCAUGAGGAGGAGAGGCCUGCUAAGGUCUCGGAGGUCACCAUUGCAGUGACUGGAAUGAGCAGCUCAACCAGUCCCAAUACUGUGAGCACCAUGACUCCAAGGGCAGGUCGGAUCCCCCGUGCAGGAGAAGAAGAGGAGCAGAGCAGCGGCAUGUUUGGAGAAACUGUGGUGCCUGCUGUGGAGGAAGCAGGUGUGGUCGCUCCACCUCAGCUCAGCCCUGAUUCAGCAGAGACUGAACACCUGCUGCCUAGCAACCCACACACACAGGAAGAGACAGAGGGAGGGGAGGAGGAAGAGGAGGAGCGUCUGCCACACACUGACCCACCAUGGAUCAAUGCCAAGGACACAGCUGUGUUUGACCUGGACCACCUCUUUACUACCACGGCCCCACCCUCAGCCGCCACCAACCCUUCCAACCCUGAUGUUCUGCAUGUAGACUUUUUUGACCCCUCCUCUCGUGGUCGAGGACUGGACCUGGCCCCACCAUCUCCUUCAUCACUAGCCCAUGAGCUCCAGGGUGGCGAUCCAACUUCCUGGGCAAUGCCAGACAACUACGACUACCUCACUCCAUAUGAAGAUGGAGUGUCACCGACUGCUGAUGAGUAUACCUACAGCACUACUACUGAUGCAUAUGAGACUGAUGAAGACCUUCGGCCUUUUGCUGGCUCUCCUGGUCGCUCUAGGCCUCAGAUCCCAGGGUCCAACUCUUUCAUCCCAGGUGUAGGUCUUCCUGGCAGAGCUCCAGUACCAAAUAUUCCGGUGGCAGCUCCUCCAGUGGACGGCUCAGAUGGGAUGGGGGGAUGCCGUGUGGGCUAUCAGAUGGUGAAUGGAAGCUGCCGCUCACCCUGUGACAUGCUGCCAAACUACUGCUUCAAUGGAGGACAGUGUUACCUGCUGGAGGGCAUGGGAGUCUUCUGCAGAUGUAACGUCCAGGAUUACAUCUGGCACAAGGGUUCUCGCUGUGAGUCAGUGGUGACCGAGUUCCAGGUGAUGUGUCUGGCUGUGGGCGCCUCUGCUCUGGUGGUCCUGUUGCUCUUCAUGAUCAUAGUGUGCUUCGCCAAGAAGCUACAUGUGCUCAAGACGGAGAACAAGAAGCUGCGCAAGCGCAGCAGUAAGUACCGGCCUUCAUCGGAGCAGCACAAUGAUAAUUUCUCGCUGUCCACCAUCGCUGAGGGCUCCCACCCAAAUGUAAGGAAACUGUGCGACACCCCUCCUAACGUCCCUCAUGCCCGUGCAUUGGCUUACUAUGAUAACAUUAUCUGUCAGAAAACCAUGAGCAGAUACACCUGGGAGUGUAAGACCAAAGAGGAGUCCGACUGUGAGGAUGAUCCUAAUUCCCAGAACAAGCUGGAGGACCCAGUGAAGGCCCCGUCCAAGGAGGAUGACUCCCUCAACAUCCACAACUCCCUGACCCCCAAACAUGAGAAUCACAAGGUCCUGGGCGAGGAGAACUCCUCGGAGGUAAACUCACUGCAGAACAAUAUGAUGUGAAACAAACCACAAAUAAAACAACCUGACAACGACAAGGUGCACUGGCAGCAGGAGCCCCCCAAAACCCCUCCUCCCAGCUAUGCGUCUGUCCGCUGCUGAGUGCACCUAUCCGGUCAACCACCCAACCAACCAACCAACAACCAGCCUGGCAACUUACCAGCCGAACUACCCAGUCUUCAACCAUCUUCAACACGGCAACACUGCCACCAAGCGGCCACAACCGCUGC
This is a messenger RNA of Sphaeramia orbicularis (orbiculate cardinalfish), 2318 nucleotides long. It is a transcript of the gene cspg5a, whose product is annotated as chondroitin sulfate proteoglycan 5a. Lineage: Eukaryota; Metazoa; Chordata; Actinopteri; Kurtiformes; Apogonidae. Gene Ontology annotation, biological process: cell projection morphogenesis. The transcript has 6 exons. The coding region runs from base 439 to 2091 and encodes 550 amino acids. The record is from RefSeq and is a predicted model, not a curated record. Gene Ontology annotation, cellular component: synapse.